AUGAUGAAUUCUAAUCAGGAGGAAGUUACUUUGGGCACUUUUCUCCAGUAUAUUGAAGAUAUGGGCAUGAAGGCCUACGAUGGCUUGGUGAUACAGAAUGCGUCCGACAUUGCGCGAGAGAACGAUCGCAUGAGGAAUGAAACAAACCUGGCAUACUUGAAAGAAAAGAACGAAAAGCGCCGGAAACAAGAAGAAGCAAUAAAACGCUUAGGUGGCGAAGUGGUGCGAGGAAAUGAAGGAGGCUAUGUGGGGAAACAUUUUCGCAUGGGAUUUAUGACGAUGCCCGCUCCUCAGGACAGGCUACCGCACCCGUGUUCUAGUGGCUUCACCGUGAGAUCCCAGUCACUUCAUUCUGUCGGAGGUACUGAUGAUGAAAGCGGCAGCAGCUGCUCUCGCAAGCAACCGCCGCCGAAACCCAAACGUGACCCCAAUACCAAGCUAAGCACAUCCUCUGAAACUGUAAAUGCUGGAACAACGAGUAAGAGUGGAAAGUUACCAGACAGGACUGAAGUGUCAUCCAAACCAAGGCCUCACAGUGAUGAAUACACAAAGAAGAUUCCACCCCCCAAGCCGAAACGGAAUCCAAACACUCAGCUAAGUGCAUCUUUUGAUGAGACGUACAUCAAAAAGCAUGGCCCCCCCAAAUCAGCUCUAAGUCGGGAUGCCUCCUUGUCACAGGUCAGCAGUCCUGCUCCAGACACAGAGGAAGAAGAACCUGUUUAUAUCGAAAUGGUUGGGAAUAUAUUAAAAGAUUUCAAAAAAGAUGAGGAGGACCAAAGUGAGGCAGUAUAUGAGGAAAUGAAGUACCCCAUCUUUGAUGAUGGAGGCCAAGAUUCGAAAUGUCCAUGUGAGUAUGACCAUCACAGCUGUUCUUCUCAGUGUGCUACUCCCACAGUGCCUGACCUUGAAUUCUCCAAGUCCUCAGUGCCAUCCACUCCCAAGGGUGUGCUUUGUGAUAUCCCCCCGCCAUUUCCAAAUUUGCUUUCUCAUAGACCUCCACUCCUGGUUUUUCCACCUGCACCAGUGCAAUGCUCCCCAAAUUCUGAUGAAUCUCCUCUAACACCUCUGGAAGUCACCAAGCUUCCUGUGUUAGAAAAUGUGUCUUAUAUCAAACAGCAAGCUGGAGCUUCUCCAUCUUCACUGCCACCUCAUACUCUAAGUCAUCAAAAACUGGAGAAAGACCAGUCAAUAUCUCAUGGAACUAGUACUCCAGGGCACUCCUCUUCACCUCCUCAUCCUUCUACCUUAUACAGAACACAGUCUCCACAUGGCUAUCCUAAAAGCCACUCUGCCUCUCCCUCUCCUGUGAGUAUGGGUCGGUCACUAACCCCCUUAAGUCUCAAAAGACCUCCUCCUUAUGACUCUGUACAUUCAGGAAGUCUCUCAAGAAGUUCUCCAUCAGUGCCUCAUUCUACAGCCAGAAACAUAUUGCAAGAAGGGGGAAAAAUGACCAGUCCUCUAGAGGAAUUAACUAGCCUUUUUACCUCAGGACGAAGUUUACUGAGGAAAUCCUCCAGUGGAAGAAGAUCUAAAGAGCCUGCAGAGA
Molecule: messenger RNA, 1546 nt
Organism: Gekko japonicus
Lineage: Eukaryota; Metazoa; Chordata; Lepidosauria; Squamata; Gekkonidae
Gene: NYAP2
Product: neuronal tyrosine-phosphorylated phosphoinositide-3-kinase adaptor 2
Exons: 4
Biological process (GO): phosphatidylinositol 3-kinase/protein kinase B signal transduction; neuron projection morphogenesis
Source: RefSeq, a predicted model, not a curated record